AUGGGUGGAGUUGCCCCUGUGUCUGAGUUCAAGAAUCAUACCCCAAGGGUGCUUCAAAAGGUUCAUGGAGCCUUAGGAAAUACAUUGGUUUCCUUCACCAACAAAACCAACAGUUGCUUACAGAUAAAUAUUUGCUCGUUCAAGGAAAUCAUGCAUGGAGCCACUAAGUCACUUGGACUCGAUGUUGGUUUUGGGACCAGCUAUGAUGUGUUCCAGCACUGGGAUUUGGAGUUCCACUUUCAGAUUUGGUUACACAUUGGUUCACUCGUUGGUGACAUGACUAUAGGGACUAUGUCAUCUUCCAACGUUUGGUACAACAAAGCACGUCGUUGUCUUCCAACAACUUGUUGUGAGCAUGUUUUAGGAACCAAAAGCUCGGGCUUGGCUAUUGAAGCUUGA
Molecule: messenger RNA, 399 nt
Organism: Prunus armeniaca (apricot)
Lineage: Eukaryota; Viridiplantae; Streptophyta; Magnoliopsida; Rosales; Rosaceae
Source: the annotation of a GenBank genome assembly